Molecule: messenger RNA, 2274 nt
Organism: Mauremys reevesii (Reeves's turtle)
Lineage: Eukaryota; Metazoa; Chordata; Testudines; Geoemydidae
Gene: DALRD3
Product: DALR anticodon binding domain containing 3
Exons: 13
Coding region: 148-1791 (547 amino acids)
Biological process (GO): tRNA C3-cytosine methylation; arginyl-tRNA aminoacylation
Molecular function (GO): ATP binding; arginine-tRNA ligase activity; tRNA binding
Source: RefSeq, a predicted model, not a curated record
AAUGGCCGCCGUCACCUGCCUCCACACCCAAGAGGGCUGUUCGAAUCUGUGACGCCACUUCCGGUUAGCAAACAGGAAGUUGCCCAUCGUCCAUUGCCCCCGAAUCCCUAGCGGGGGGUUCCGGUUUCGGCAGCUGCCUCGGUCCCCAUGGAGACGGGCGGGGGCCGGUUCGGGGUGUCGGAGACCCUGGGGGCCCUGAACGCGGCGCUGAAGAAGGAACCCGGCCCCCCCGCCUCCGUCUGGUUCAAGGAGAGCAGCGCCCGGAACCUGCGGAGCCGCGACUUCCUCGCCCCCCAGGCCGCGCUGCGGCCUCUGUUCGCGGGGGGGCAGGUUCCCAAAGACAUCAUAGAGGAUGUGAUUUCUCUAAAAUGCCCUGGAGUACCACCUCUCCAGAGCUGCCAGCAGACCCCCCUGGGGCUGACUGUUCAGUUACAGAGACCUGCUGCCUUCCAGCAGGUCCUGAAUUCUAUUGCUGAGUUCACAAAGCCUUCCCAGUCCGCAAGUGGGCAGAGUAUCAUCCUCAACUGCACACCCCUCCGGAGCCGGAGAAGCCUGGACAUGCUUAGCCUGAGCAAUCUGAGAGCCAUUCUAGUAACUGACCACUUGGCUGAAGUGCUCAGAAUACAGGGGCUGAAUGUCCACCUGGUUCCUGCUGUGCCUGACGAAGGAAUCCAGAAGUUCCUGCAACAGCUGAGAGUUGAGUGGCCCUCAGAGUUGGAAACGACAUUCAUUCCUGAGGAUGUUUUGGCCUUGAAGGAAGUCCUCAGCCAGUGCCCUUAUGCUACAGUCCCAGGACUGGAGCCAGGGCAGACGAGGCUGGCUGACAAUGUAAUAUUUAAAGUGCAUUUGAAAAACUUCCUGGCGCAGCAGAGCUUGGAGGGCUAUGACCCCAACCUAGAUGUCUGUCUUGUGACUGAGGAGAAACUGCGGGUCCUGGCCGAGCUGCGACAAAUGGCCCUGCGCUGUGCGGGCACUGGGCCGGGAGGCUGCUGCAGGGUGGUGCAUGUGGUGAGCUGUGAGGGCGAGUUUCAGCAGCAGCAGGUGGAUUUGCUCUGGAGGAUGUUGGACCUGGGAGCUCACACAGCCUUGCAGAAACACCUCGUCUGUGGGCCAGUGAAGGUCGCUAACUCCCCUUCUCCUGUGGGGGCACCCCAGUACUUCCAGCUCCGCAGGUGCCAGAUGUACGAAGCCUCGGUCAUGAAGUAUGGAGACCUUGUUCAGGAUGACUCUUGGACUGAGAUAAUCAGCGUCUUGACAUCAGCUGCCAUCAGGUUUGAAAUGCUGAGUACAGCCCAUCAGAGUCAGAUUUUCCUCGACCUGGAGGACAGCAGCAUCUCCACAAAGGGAACGAAAAGUGGAGCCUUUGUGAUGUACAACUGCGCUCGGCUUGCUACGCUCUUCAAAACGUACCAGCAGGCUGUGGAGCAAGGUGCAUACCCGGCCUUCCCCCCAGCAUCAGAACUGAACUUCUCUCUGCUCAGAGAAGAGGGCGAAUGGCUUUUGCUGUUCAACUACAUUCUUCCCUUCCCAGAGACCCUGAGCCAGGCAGCACAACUGCCCCUCUCCAGCAAAGGGAUUCGAAUCACAGCCAGCACGGAGGCGGUGUGCAAGUUCCUGAUCCACCUGAGCAUGGACUUCAGCUCCUACUACAACCGCGUUCACAUCCUGGGGGAGCCACUGCAUCACCUGUUCAGCCAGAUGUUUGCUCGGCUACAGCUCAUGAGAGGAGUGAGAGACGUGAUCCACAGGGCCCUGGCUACCCUCCACCUGCCUCCUCUCAGCCAGAUCUGAGCCCUGCGGUCACCACACGAGUGCCAAACGGGGAGCGUAGAGUCUGUUCUGAAGCUGCUGUUAGGAGUUAAAGGGUUAACCCUGUUUUAGAGAGUGGGGGAGGGGUUCCCCACAGGUUUAGUUGCUCUCUGGAGGGGCUGGCUGUUUCAGAACAGAAGGGGUUAAAUGCCCUUUCCACUGCUAGUGCAGCCGCACUGCUGGCGCCUGGGCCCUGCCUCCCAGCCACUGAUGCCAACCUUGCUGGGGAGCCGGGUCCCAGCCACCGUCAGCCCUUCGGAACCUGUCUGCCUUGAGCCCCGGCCCCCAAGGGUGGAGUGGGGCACCCAGCAGGCCAGACCAGGCCUCGCCUCAGUUGUGUUGUAACAAGUGGGUUUUUGGCUGUUUUGCUCUGAACUGGCUGAGGUCCCCACUGGCCCCAGGGACGCCUGUCCCUGCCCCGAGCCUACAGCCUUGGUGUUGUGUCCAAAUACACAUUGUUCUGGA